Emericellopsis cladophorae is the source of this 12660-nucleotide messenger RNA. RefSeq lists its product as uncharacterized. The record is from RefSeq and is a predicted model, not a curated record. The transcript is spliced from 5 exons. Gene Ontology annotation, cellular component: cytoplasm. Bases 1 to 12660 code for a protein of 4219 amino acids. NCBI's taxonomy places the organism in Eukaryota, Fungi, Ascomycota, Sordariomycetes, Hypocreales, Bionectriaceae.
AUGUCUUCCUCGCGGGGUGACCCGCGCGUGCAACAAGCGCAGAAGCUGCCACAUGCCAAACCUCUCGUAGGCUUCGAUUCGACCUCUUCCCCCUCCCAAUCCAGCAAGGGCAAUGGACAAUCCACUGGGGAAUCAUCGUCCUCGUCCAAAGGGCCCCCGGACAAUCCACCUCCGUCCGCUGCAACUGGUAAUGGCCUGCCCUCGGUCAGCAUGGCUCGUGGCGGCGGCGCCAUCCGCGGGAUUGGAGAGCGCUUCAGCGUCAGUCCGGCGACGGGCACCGCCGCGGCGAGCAUCCCACUGCCCAUCACCUCAGGUCGGUCCGGUCUCACGCCCGAGCUGAGUCUGAGCUACGACUCGGCCGCCGGCAACGGCCCGUUUGGCUUCGGCUGGCAGCUUGGAGGUCUUCCCAGCGUCGGGCGCAAGACGGACAUGGGGCUGCCGCGGUACGACGACGAGGGCGAGUCCGAUGUGUUUGUCAUCACGGGCUCGGAGGACCUGGUGCCGAUGCUCGAGAUGCGACCUGGUGGAGUGUGGUACCGUCCAGCACCGAAGCGACGUUGCCUAGGUGGUGUCGAGUACGCGGUGAGUGCGUACCGACCGCGCAUCGAGGGCUCCUUUGCCAGGAUCGAGCGGUGGAUCGAGAUCGGCUCCAAGGACACGCACUGGCGCAGCAUCUCGCGCAGUAACCAGACGACUGUGUUCGGGGAGGACGCGUGCUCGCGUGUGGCUGAUCCAGACGACCCGUCCAAGGUCUUCCGGUGGCUGGCCUCGCGGACAUACGACGACCGAGGCAACGCCUCCGUGUUCGGAUACAAGGCGGACAACUCGGAGGGUGUGGACGUGGAUGCGCCCCACGAGGCCUACAGGCGGCCAAGGCAGAGGGAGGCUACCAAGUAUCUGAAGCGCAUCAAGUACGGCAACCGUGUGUCGCGCCUCGUCGAGGAGAUUCACCCUGGCUCUGAAUGGCUAUUUGAGCUCGUCUUCGACUUUGGCGACCAUGACGACAAGACACCGCUGCCGCGAGAGUCCUGCCCGUGGAGCACGCGGACGGAUCCAUUCUCGAGCAACCGCGCCGGGUUCGAACUCCGAACCUAUCGUCUUUGCCACAGGAUCCUCAUGUUCCACCAUUUCCCGGGGGAGGUCGAGAUGGGCGAGGACACCCUGGUGACCUCCCUCGACAUUACCUACUUUCACAAUGGGUGGCAGAGGAGCACCGGUUUGUCCUCGGCCACCUGCGCCUCUUCCUUUCGGAAGACUGCCUACCGGCGUGCCGGAGACGGCUACGUGCAGCAGUCCAUGCCUCCCAUCGAACUCGACUACUCCGAGGCCGUCAUCUCCGGACGCACCAGCUACCUUGGCACCUCUGCCCUCGAGGGGAUCCCGCUCGGGAUCCAAGGCGACUACCAGUUCCUCGACAUGGACGGCGAGGGUGUUCCGGGCAUCCUCGCCCAUGAGUCUGGCUCCUACUAUUACAAGUCCAACCUCGGCGAUGGAAACUUUGCGCCUCCAGUCGCCCUCCCGUACGUGCCUACCCUGUACGCGAACCGCAGCAAGUCGGCCGCUCCACCGCAAUGGCUGGACCUGCGCGGGGACGGCAAGAUGGACAUGGUCCGCUUUGAUGGAACUACGCCGGGCUUUUAUAAGCGCGUUGCAGGUGAUCGUGGGGGCGUAGGAGGAGGAGGAGGAGGGAGAGGGGACACAAUAGGUGAAGUGGACGACUGGCAGCCGUUCAGACCAUUUCGAUUGCUGCCAAACUUGGAGUGGCGGGAUCCAAACACCAAGUUCAUCGACCUCACCGGUGACGGACAUGCCGACAUUCUCUUCACCGCAGAUGAGCAGGUCUUCUCCAUCUACCCGUCCCUGAAGGAAGACGGUUUCGGCUCUGCCACCCACUGGCGGCCACCGCUGGACGAGAACAAGGGACCGCGUCUGGUGCUCGAGGACGGCCUCACCGUCAUCUACACGGCCGACAUGUCCGGUGACGGCCUCAGCGAUCUAGUCCGCGUUGGCUACCACGAGGUGUGCUACUGGCCCAACCUGGGCUAUGGCCGGUUCGGCCACAAGGUGGUCAUGACCAACGCGCCCCUGUUGGACUCCCAGGACCAGUUUCGUCAGAGCAGGCUGCAUCUGGCCGACAUUGACGGGUCUGGAACGACGGAUCUGGUCUACCUCAAGGGCCACGAGACCAUGGUCUACCUCAACCAGGCCGGAAAUGGCUGGACCAGCGGCCACGCCAUCACGGCGCUGCCCGCCACCGACGACACCACCAACAUUCAGGUCGUGGACCUGCUGGCCCGAGGCACUGGCUGCCUCGUGUGGUCGUCGAGCGCAGGCUCCGACCAGGGCACACAGGUGCGCUACGUCGACCUCAUGGCACGUGGGAAGCCGUACCUGAUGACGCGGACGAGGAACAACCUCGGGUCAGAGACGCGCUACUGGUACACGAGUUCAUCCACGUUCUACCUACGCGACAAGGCAGCGGGCAACCCUUGGGUGACCAAGCUUCCGUUCCCUGUCCACGUGGUGGAGCGGCUAGAGAGUCUGGAUCGGGUCAGUAAGAACAAGUUCACCACCCGGUACGCCUACCACUCUGGCUACUACGAUGGUGUCGAGAAAGAGUUCCGUGGAUUUGGCAUGGUGGAAACAUGGGACACGGAGGAUAUUGCAACGCUGCAGCCGGGUCGCGCUCGGCAAUCGGAAGUCGAGGCAUGGCGUGGCUACCGAGACGCCAGCAACUGGGACAGCACCUCGACGGUUCCCCCCGUCCUGACCAAGACGUGGUUCCAUACGGGUGUCUGCUUCCCCGACCAAGAAUGCAGCCUCGAGUCUGCCUUUGGGCGGCAAUACCACACUAUUGACCUUGGACGCCGCAUCCCUUACUCUUCCGCCACACCCAACUCCAUCCGCGUUGGCGACUCCAGCUACACGCCAUACACCCUCCCACCCCACGAGCGCUGCGAGGCCUUUCGCGCGCUCAAAGGCUCCGUGCUGCGCUCGGAGAUCUACUCCCGGGACGGGACGCCUCAAGCCGCUCUGCCAUACACCAUCAAUCAGGCCAACUUCUUAGUAGAGAUGCUGCAGCCAGGCCAAAGCGCCGGUAAUCCAUACGCCGUGUUCCACAUGCGUGGGCUGGAGAGCGUGCAAGCCGGAUACGACAGGCGGCUGUACCCCGUCGUCGUGGGCAAGGGGCAGAUUGAAGAAGAGGCAGACCCACGAACGGCGCAUAGUCUGACUCUCCGGACGGAUGCGUGGGGUAACAUUCUGCAGACGGUCGCUCUGAGCUACGGUCGACAGUUUGCAGACGCGAGCCCCCUGCUGUCGGAGCAAGAUCACGAGUCCCAGAGGCGUGACUACGCCAUUCUCACAGAGAACACCAUGACCAACGCCAUCCAGGACGACGACAACUGGCUGUCGCCCCUCUCUGCCGAGACGCGGACCUACCAACUGUUCAAUCUUCUUCCUACCCCCAGGGACCAUGAUGAAUGCCAGCUGUCUUCCUCCUUCUCUUCCUCUUCCGCGGCGGGACGAGAGCGACGGCCUCUCCUCGAGAUUGACCAGCUACGCGCCGCCCUUGCGGCCCUCGACUCGGGGGCCCUUGACCUGCCCUUUGAAAGCUAUGAUGGUCCUUCUGAGGAACACAAUGUCCCACGCCUUCCUCGCCGUCGCCUGCUCCAGCAUACGCAGUCUGUCUACCGUGCGGACGAUCUGAGCUCCCCACUGCCCGUCGGGGUGAUCGAGUCCCUUGCCCUUCCGUUCCAAAAUCGCCAGCUGGCCAUGUCGCAGCGGCAGGUCGACGCCGUCUUCGUCGCGGACGGCAAGCUGACGGCUUCAGAGACGGACCACGUCUUGCGCCAGGACGGGGGUUACAUUCGUGGCGAGGACGGCAACUGGUGGACGCGGACAGCCAACAUGUUCCUCUCGCCGGACCGAACGCACACGCCCACCGAGGAGCUCGCCUUUGCACGGUCCCAUUUCUUCCUGUCUCACCGCGCCGAGGAUGCCUUCAGCACACCCGAGCGGCCGAUUGACUCGAUCGUUCUGUUUGACAAGUACAAUCUCCUCGUGCAAGAAGCCAUUGACCCCCUGGGCAACCGCACCGUAGUGGGCGAAGUCGACGAGACGUACGUGCAGACGACGGGCCCAGCCCAGACAUCGCGCCUGCGCCGGCCCGGACAGAACUACCGCGUCUUGCAGCCGACUCUCGUCACAGACCCCAACGGCAACAGGAACGAGGCGGUCUUGGACGUCAUGGGCAUAGCUUCUUCGCCCCUCGACAUGCUUGACGACCUGCUGGGCAAGGCGAGCUCGAGGAUUCUGUACGACUACCACGCAUUUUACAAGACGAGAGACGACCCCGACCCACAGCCUGCCUGGAGUGCGUCGCUCAGCAGGGAGAAGCACGUGUCGCAGCUAGCCGAGGGAGAGAAGAGUCGUAUCACGUUGGGCAUCUCCUACUCGGACGGGUUCGACAGGGUGGUGCAGCAAAAGGGGCUGGCCGAGCUGGGCUCUUCGCCUGGUGUCAAGGUGACACCCCGCUGGGUCGGCUCCGGCUGGACCGUCUACAACAACAAAGGGUCUCCCGUGAGACAAUAUGAGCCCUUUUUCGCGCCGACGCACCGCUAUCAAGCCUCGGAAGCGGUGGGCGUGUCGCCCAUCCUGCUCUACGACCCCGUCGGCCGCGUCGUUGCCACCCUCUCGCCCGACCACAGCUGGACCAAGGUGCGCCAGGACCCGUGGCGUGCCGAGUCGUGGGACGCCAACGACACAGUGCUUUUGUCGGAUCCGGCAGAUGACCCCGACGUGGGCCCCUACUUUCAGCGUCUGCCGAGGGGCGACUACCUACCGACGUGGCACGCACCCAGAAGCAGCGGCCACAUGGGCAGGGAGGCCAAGAAGGCCGCGGAGCGCGCCGCCGCACAUGCCUCGACCCCCCGGACCGUCCUGAUGGACGCCAUGGGGAGGACAUUUGCCGCGUUCGAGACGGUCAGGACGGCGUGGACGGAUUCUCCCGGGGCUGGCGAGGGCCCGACGACAGCACAGGUAUGGCGCAAUCACGCCGUGUUGGAUAUACAGGGCAACCAACAGCGAGUCAUUGAUAGUCUGGGGCGGCUCGUAAGCUGGGCGGCCUACAGCUACGGAGGCGGAGUGCUCAAACAGGUUGGCUUGGAGAACGGGACGCGCUGGGCGCUGUUGGACGUUCUGGGCAAGAUAAUCCUGUCGUGGGACGGCCGGGGUCAUCGACUGAGGAUGGUGUAUGACGAACUGAGGCGUCCCACGGACGUUUUUCUUCGGCAAGGCGUCCCAGGAGAGACCGGCGAGGAGGAAGAGGGGGAAGAAGAAGUCCUGGUGGAGCAGAUGGUCUAUGGUGAGUCCAGGGCUCAGGCCCGGGAGGGCAACGCCCGGGUGCGAAUUGUUGAGGUGCGGGACCAGGCGGGCGUGACGCAUACAGAAACCUACGACUUUAAGGGAAAUAUUCUAGAGACGGAGCACACGCUGGCCAGAGAGUACCGAGGAGCCAUUGACUGGUCGCGAGACGACGGCGUGGCUCUGGAGGAGGAGACGCACAGGCAGAGUCUCGAGUACGACGCCCUCAGCCGGGUCACCGCCACGACGUUGGCGGACGGCACCGUGACCAAGAGCAGAUACAACAUCCGCGGUCUGCAGGAGAGCGUAUCGACUUGGUUCCGCCGAGAUGAGGCGGAGACCAAGGUGCUGCUCCACACCGAGUACAAUGCCAAGGGCCAGCGGACGCGAUCUGUCUUCGGCAACGGCACCACCACGACGAAUAGCUACGAUCCUCUCACUUUUCGUCUCGCGGGCAUCACCACGAGGCUCAAGAGACGUCGACAUCUCUCCUCGGGUGGGCGAGAGGCUGGUCAUCACCGUCAUCGGCUGCCAAGCAGCUGGAACAGACGCCGGCACCCUCACCGCCGCCGCCACGGCCAUCCCAGCCUGGACAUCCAGGGGGAGAGCUACGAGCGUAGAUGUGUGCAGGACUUGCGGCAUGUAUACGAUGCCGCCGGCAAUCUGAGCAGCAUUGUCGACGGGCCACAGCAGACCGUCUGGCACCGCAACACGCGCAUCGACGCCUCUCAGGAUUUCAUCUACGACUCCACAUACCGGCUGGUCGAGGCCUGGGGGCGCGAGCAUCUUGGCGCUGGCAGAAGAGCUGCUGUGCCCUCACCGGACAAGCCUAAGGGUAGCUCUGGCGGCCAGCCUGGGCGGCAGGAUGCGCAUCCGGGAAAUGGGCGGGCCAUGGGCCGCUACGUAGAGAGAUACCAGUACGAUCUCGCCAGCAACAUGCUGCGCAUGGAGCAUCGCGCCGUGACCGCCGCUGGCGCGGCCGAGGGACGUAUCUGGACCAGACACUACGGCUACGAGGAGCCCAGUGCCCUCGAGACGGGCGUCACGUCCAACCGGCUGAGCUGGACGAGGAUCGGCAGACGGGCCGAACGCUACAAGUACGAGGGUUCCCAAGGCGCCAGCGGCGCCAUGACGUCCAUUCCCAAGGUGCCGAGGAUGCAGUGGAACUUUCGCGAUCAGCUCGUCGUCUCUUCCUCGAGUGAGAACAUCAGAAGCAGAAGGAAGAGCAGCCGGGAGCCAAGCGAUGGGGACACGACGACCAUGACCCACUACCGGUAUGAUUAUACGGGGAAGCGCGUGCGCAAGGUGUCCGAGCGAGUCUCUUCUUGUCCUAGAGCACAGGGGGGUGAUGUGGACAGACGUGCUCGGCUCAAGGAGACUAUAUAUGUGGGUGGUGCCUUUGAGGUGUUUCGUAAGUACCGCCCUAGAGACUGUAGUGAGCAAGGUGAGGCGGCGCCUUCGCCUUCAACUUCCAUUCAUGGACUGGCCGAAGACGAUGUCAAGUUGGAGUUGCAGACAUGUCAUAUUCUCGGUGCUGCUGGCGGGAGCGGCAACGGGGCCCUCCCAAUCCUACGGGCUGAGUUCAUCACUGUCGAUUCUCUUCUUCAUGGCCGUCGUCGCCCUCCAGCUCGUCCUCCCCGCCUACUUCGCUACCAGUACGCCAACCUGCAAGGUUCCUCGACGCUCGAGCUGGACGAGGAUGGCGGAACCCUGACGCGGGAAGAGUACACACCUUUCGGUGCCACGUCGUACUCGGCGUCUGGGCGGUCGGUGGCCUCGCCCUCGCUGCCUCCCAGGCGAUUCCGGUACGCCGGGGCGGAGCGCGACGACGCGACAGGGCUAUACUGCAUGGGGGCUCGAUACUAUGCACCAGGCUUGGGGCGGUGGACAAGCGCGGAUCCGUCGGGCCUGGCGGACGGGCUCAACAGCUACGUGUAUGCGCAGUGCAACCCGGUGGCCUUCUCUGACCCGUCGGGCCACUCGGCGACGACCAGCUCGUCGGCAACCCUGCAUGCAUCCGGGAAGCGGCACGACAAGGUCCUGCGGCAGGUCACCACACUGCUUGCCCGAGCCGGCAUCCAGGGCGACCUGGAGGUCACAGUCAAGGCAGGCCUGGGGGGUUCCCGGCUGGACUGGUUGCGCAAGGGAGUGGUGUGGUGGAAGCGCACCAGCAUCGAGUUCAAAACCACCGACAUGUGGCAUUUUUUCGACAAGGCGGCGGACGGCAAACGCACCAUCCUCAACCAGGGGAAGGUGGCCUCGGCCGCCGGUGACUACCUGCGACAGGUGAACCGCCACUCGAGCCACCUCGGCCAGUUUCUCAACGAUAUCAAGAAGUUAUCCGGCGUGCCCGCCAAGCGUGAGGCCUUGCUCAUUGUCGCCCGCGGCUUCACCAGCGGCUCGCCCCAGUUCGCUACAUUCGCAAGCGAGAUGACGAGGCAGCUGAGCGCCGCCGCCAACGGGCCGGUGGCCUCUGCUAUCCUCCAUCAGACCGAGGUCAACAAAGCGGUCCUCGGGAACGCUGAUGAGGUGGCAAAAGUGACCCAGACGGCCGUCGAUCUGGUCAAGCAGAGCGAGGCGGCGGUACGACUCGCGAGGCUUCAAGUGGCCACUGUCGCCGGCAAGGGCCUCGCGGCCGGCGCCACGGCCCUCAUGGUCGGUGCCAAGGGCCUUGGGGUGGUCGGUACGGUCGCCAGUACCGGCAUGGCGCUCGCUACUCUCGCCGACAGCAGUGCCGCCGUGGCCCAGAAAGCCGACGCGGGCGUCGACCUGGCGGCCAACGCCAUGAUGCUCUCCGGAAGCCCGCCGCUGCAGGCCGCCGGUAUGGGCCUCUCUGUCGGGGGCGCCGUCGGGGCAUGGGUCAAUGACAAGGUCGAGGCCGCCGUGACCAGCGGGGGGGGCUCUCAGGAGACGGCGGCGGUCGUCGGGGCCGGCACGGGUGUGCUGGCCGGGGCCGCAACAGGCGCCGUGCUGGGCGCUACUAUCGGCCUGGCCCUCGGCCCAGGCGGUGCUCUUGUCGGGGCCGGCAUUGGAGCCGCUGCGGGUGCCAUCGGGGCGGCGCUGAAGAUUAGCUGGGGCUCGCGAGCGACUAUCACAGUGGACCACCAAGGGCAAGGAGGAAACUUCAAGCGCAGUCUCGCAGACGACCGCUGCGUGUACGAUCGCCAGGCCGGGCCGUUGGAAACCGUCUUUGUCCGGAGCAGAGCCAUGAUUGCCGCCAGCCUUUGCCAGGACAUGUCCCUGGCCGGAUGGACAUCUACUCUUUGUCUCCUGGCUGCUGCCAUUGCUGCCUGUCUCUGGUUCUGUCCCACGGCGGCGCAUUCCGAACACGCACUGUCAUCUCCCGCUUCAAAGGGCUCGACACAAGCCACGCGAGGGGUCCGUCUCUCUCAGGUCAGCCCCGACAAGACCGACACGGCCACAGACAUCGAUAUCAUCGCCGUCCAUGGCCUCGACACGAAGUCACCAGAUACAUGGACGUGGCGACGCCCGAAGCCGCUCUGGACGCGCCUAAGGCGGGCCAAACACCCGGAGAACGGCGUCAACUGGCUGCAGGAUCGACGCAUGCUCCCGGCCGCGGUAGAACGCGCCAGGAUCUUCACGUGCGACUGGCCCGCCGAACUCCUUCAGCCGCCGGGCUUGGCCCAGAAGAGAAUCGAUGAAUAUGCUCUGCUGCUGCUCGACGGCAUUCAGAGGCGGCCGCGGGCAACGAACGGCGCGAGAGGGGAAGACCGGCCGCUUUUCUUCGUCGCGUCGUGUCUCGGGGGCAUCAUCCUAGCAAAGGCCCUCGUGGAUGCCGAUAACGAGAACAGCAGUUACUGCCGUCUCAGAAGAGCCACGCGUGGCAUUGUCUUCCUUGCCACGCCGUUCCGCGGGACCUCGUUCCAAGACGUGGCAGCCUGGGCGGAGCCGGGCCUGAAGGCCUGGGCUGGGGUCCGAGGCCGAGAAUCGAGCAGACUGCUCGACAGCGCGAAGGGAUCAACCCUCGAUCUUGAGGCCCUGGUGCGACGGUUCACGCAGUUGUGUCAAGACGACGACUAUCCCUGUGACGUGUUCAACUUCUACGAACUCGGCAUGACGAGUCUGCCGAGUAAAGUAUUGCCUUGGCUGCCAGCCUGGCUACGCCGAGAAAAACCGUUGGUCGAUAGUUCCUCGGCGACUUUGGAUAUGGUCCAACAGCCGCUGCCCCUCGACCGACCUCACGUUCUGACAAACAAAUUCGAACACCCUAAAUAUCCCGAUUACGAGAAGGUUGCCGGGAAGAUCCAAGAAAUGCUCCAUAGGAUCCGCGAGGGGAGUCCGCUGAAGCAAGCGGACGACUGGAUACGCAAACAGCACUAUAAUGAUGACAGGCUCAAGAUUGAACGACUCUCAGGCGAACUGCUGUCGAUGGAACAGUGUUACAUCAACCUUGCCAUCGUUGAGCAGCACAGGAAAACUGUGCACCACUGGGAGAAAAACUCAGAGGAAGAGGAUGUAGCGUCCAAGUCCUCCCCAUUCUCUCUCUACGCGAGGCCAAAGGCGGAGACACCGGACAAGACGAUCCAGGUCGACUUACCGGCAGUCUUUAAUCCUCGCAAACGGGAGGACGGCGAGGUGAAUCCCAGACGAAUUCUCAUUCGAGGACGCGCCGGCGUGGGCAAGACGACCUUGUGCAAGAGGAUUGUCUAUGACUUUACUCGGCAUGGCACAUGGGCACACUUGUUCGAUCGAGUGCUAUGGAUGACUUUGCGGAAGCUCAAGGCACGGUCAGCAACAGGCUACAAUCUUGAGAAUUUAUUCACUCACGAGUAUUUCUGGAAUAGGCCAGGCGACGGCAGGCAUCUCGCCAAUGCCCUGGUGCGUGCUAUUCAGGAUGGUAGAACUCUGUUCAUCCUCGACGGCCUGGAUGAGGUGUCCGAUCUCCUAGACCCGGAUCAUGAGAUGUUCGACUUCCUCAAAUGGCUCCUGGAUCAGCGCAACGUCAUUAUCACAUCCCGGCCGUACACCAAACUCCCAACCACUAUCACCCUCGACCUCGAACUAGAGACAAUCGGGUUUUACCCAGAUCAAGUAACUACGUAUCUACAAAACACUUUUCCAGAUCCACAAAAGACCAGUAAGAUUCGGUCCUUCCUUCAAGAUCAUCAGCUUAUGCAAGGUCUCGUUCGCAUCCCGGUCCAGCUGGACGCGCUCUGCUUUACCUGGAACGAAGGCUUUGAUUCCGCGGUGCCCCUUAAUACGAUGACCGCCGUUUACCAAGCAAUCGAGCAAAGGUUAUGGAAGAAGGAUGUUCCGCGGCUAAAUAAGAAAUACGACGGAGAGCUGGUCAUAAAACUACAUAUCGAAUCGGCUAGCGGGUUCAGAAUCGAGGCACUCGCCGAACACGAGAUUUCUUUUCUAGAGGGCCUUUCUUUCACUGGAAUGCACAACGACGUGAUCGAGUUCGACCAGCAGCUUCUUAACGAAGCCUUCGACCGCUUUGCGCCAGACCUCUUACCCGACGCGACCUUGCCACGCCUUUCCUUCCUGCGGACUUCGAAUCUAUCGUCGGAGAUCGGCAACCGAAGCUGUCACUUUCUGCACCUAACCUACCAAGAGUAUUUUGCGGCGCGGUAUUUUGUACGGCAGUGGAGGGCAAGCCCACCCAAAAACUUAGUGCUUGCCAGUCGGGACACACAAGACGUAGGUGCUACGCCUAUUGAAUAUCUUGGGAAGCAUAAGUAUACUGCGCGGUAUGACAUCCUAUGGCGCUUCGUUGCCGGCUUGCUUGACACAGAGGGGAAGGCGGAGGAGUUCUUCGACGAGAUCAGGAAGGAGCCGAUCGACCUCUUGGGCCUGACGCAUCAAAGGCUCGUCAUAUAUUGCCUGAGCGAGGUGCAGGCUCGGCCGCAGUCGAGUUUUGCGGCACUUCGAACAAGACUCGAGGAUCACCUGGUGGAAUGGCUGUUGUUCGAAUGCAAAUACCGGAGUAGUUCGUCCUUAGCACGCGAAAUGGAGCUUCCGUCGCUAGUCUUAUGGAGGGCACUGCAAGGGGCGACCGAUGAGGGUCGAGUCAAGCUCGUCGACGCCUUGCGAUUACGACACAGCAUCCCGACGUGCGUAGCCGAUCUACUAGAAUCCUGGCUAGAACCUCAUGCACUGAAAGAGCUGGUAAUCAGGAUCUUGGCUAUCCUAGGUCCGUAUUUAAUCCUAUUCGACGAGAUUCUCACGCGGGUGGGGGCGCUGCUCGACAAUAGCGAUCGGUUCGUCCGACAGGCGGCUGUCCAGGCGCUCGCGGCACGGGAACAGCUAUCCGACGAGAUCCUCACGCGGGUCGUGGCGCGGCUCGACGAUAGCCACGAGAACGUCCGAUUAGCGGCCGUCCGAGCGCUCGCGGCACGGGAGCAGCUAUCCGACGAGAUCCUCACGCAGGUGGCGGCGUUACUCGACGAUAGCCACGAGGACGUCCGAGAGGCGGCCGUCCAGGCGCUCGCGGUACGGGAACGACUAUCCGACGAGAUCCUCACGCGGGUAGCGGAGUUGCUCGACGAUAGCGAUCUAUUCGUCCAAGAGGCGGCCGUCCAGGCGCUCGCGGCACGGGAACAGCUAUCCGACGAGAUCCUCACGCGGGUGGCGGCGUUACUCGACGAUGGCGACCAGGACGUCCUACAGGUGGCCGUCGAGGCGCUCGCGGCACGGGAACAGCUAUCCGACGAGAUCCUCACGCAGGUAGUGGCGUGGCUUAAUGCUAGCCACGAGGACAUCCGACAGGCGGCUGUCCAGGCGCUCGCGGCACGGGAACAACUAUCCGACGAGAUCCUCACGCAGGUAGCGGCGUUACUCGACGAUAGCCACGAGGACGUCCGAGAGGCGGCCGUCCAGGCGCUCGCGGCACGGGAACAGCUAUCCGACGAGAUCCUCACGCGGGUAGCGGCGUUACUAGACGAUAGCGAUCUAUUCGUCCGAGAGGCGGCCGUCCAGGCGCUCGCGGCACGGGAACAGCUAUCCGAUGAGAUCCUCACGCAGGUAGUGGCGUGGCUUAAUGCUAGCCACGAGGACAUCCGAGAGGCGGCCGUCCGAGCGCUCGCGGCACGGGAACAGCUAUCCGACGAGAUCCUCACGCAGGUGGCGGCGUUGCUCGACGAUAGCCACGAGAACGUCCGAUUAGCGGCCGUCCGAGCGCUCGCGGCACGGGAACAGCUAUCCGACGAGAUCCUCACGCGGGUGGCGGCGCGGCUCGACAAUAGCGACAAGGACGUCCGACAGGGGGCCGUCUAUGUGACGUCCGUUGGCCCGCGACGACCGAAGAAUCUUAUUUACAAGUCGACCAAUUAG